This is a messenger RNA of Fusarium musae, 1602 nucleotides long. RefSeq lists its product as uncharacterized. The record is from RefSeq and is a predicted model, not a curated record. The coding region runs from base 1 to 1602 and encodes 533 amino acids. The transcript is spliced from 2 exons. NCBI's taxonomy places the organism in Eukaryota, Fungi, Ascomycota, Sordariomycetes, Hypocreales, Nectriaceae.
AUGUCCUCGCAACUCCCGUCGGGAUUCGCCCAGUACAAAGCCGCCACAGGCUACUCAGGGAAACCAGAUGACCUGAACAAUCCUGAUGGCGAACAACAACUCACCUUCAAUGGAUGUUUCGUGGAUGUCCAAGAGAUUUAUCAGGACGACAAAUUUAUCACAUUGAUAAAGUCAGGCUCCGCAUUCAAGCAUGAGAAUGAGAAGCGGGCUCGAUUCGAUGAUUAUUCUCUGGUCCUCCGUAGGAUUACCGACACAAAAGGGAACAAGAAACCCAAACUCCAACUCGAAAUUCAGUCCAAAUGCCUUCGUACUGCUUUCGCCAAGAUUGCAAGUAACAUAACAACCAUCGCACUCAAGAACGAUCCAAUCGUCAUUCCGGAGCCAUAUCAAGAGAUUUACUAUUCCCUUGACAAAAUCGAAAAAGCCCUGGAGGAUGCCAAAGAUACCGAGACCAAGACGGAACUGCGGCUUCUUGUCAACUUUCAAGAAGAGUUUAUGAAAGAAACGAUCAGAAUGUGCAAGCAGUUCGACCGUCACAGAUACAUUGAGUUCCAAUGGCUUUGGUCAAUCUUCCCACCUGGAGAACCUGUAAUUAUUGAGAAUCCCUCGGCAACAGAUGCACCGAUACAGUGGUGCGCUGCCGUAAAGAAGUUCCAGUUAGAAGUUCAUGACACUGGAGUGGCUAUAUGGAGCAUCACCGUCACCCACAGCGCAUUCAAUGGAUGGAGAUUUGGGAAAGCUGAAUCAUAUUUCCAAUUUCCUUCUUUUACUGGGACUAAGGGUAUCACUGAACUCCCCGCAUAUCCACUGCGAUUUGCUGAAGAUAGGGAUGAGGUCUUGAGAAAAGCUCUUGAACGCGGCAAAGCUUACGAGAAUUAUUGCCUGAAUAGUUCUAAAAGGGAUGAGAAGGUGAACGGCACACCAAGUUGGCAUGAAGGCCCUAUGUGGCUGCAACGAAAGCCGGGGGAGCUGACCGGAUGUCGUAUUAUAGAUCUCCCCACUAGAACCGUGAAGGGAAGGGUUAUUGUCGACUUUGAAGGCUUCUAUGCGCGAUUCCCGGAAUUUAGACAUAUCUUGAUUUUCGAUCAUAGCAAAGAAGAGCAGGUGGAGGAGGAUAACGGUUCAGAUUACUAUUUUGAGCAUAGGAAACGUUAUGCGUUAAGACGGGCUAUGACGGAUCGUUCAGUAUCAGGCCUAGGCGCUCCCGAUACGGAACCAUCACUCUCGGAUGAAGAACUCGUCACAUUCGCUCCAAUGGUUCCAGUUUAUUCUUUCUCGGUACGUGUCUGGGGUUUGAUCUUUAUUGAUCAACUCCAAACUAUCCAGUGGGAUAGAGAAGCUUUUGGUUCGCUUCAGGUUGAUGAUGAGAUCAAAGACGCCAUUCAAGGAUUGAUACGAGGAUUCUCAAGUCAUGCUACAGAGUUUGAUGAUUUCAUCGACGGGAAGGGUGGUGGACUGGUGUUCUUGCUGCAUGGCCCUCCAGGAUGUGGCAAGACGAUGACAGCUGGCAAGUUGGCGCCCUUUGUACCCAGAUCGAUGCUAACUAUUCUCGCUGCAAAGAAAGCAUUUCAGAAGAUUCACAGAAACCUCUCUAUCAUAUAA